Messenger RNA from Haliotis rubra (blacklip abalone), 10644 nucleotides. Its product is annotated as histone-lysine N-methyltransferase, H3 lysine-79 specific-like. Lineage: Eukaryota; Metazoa; Mollusca; Gastropoda; Lepetellida; Haliotidae. The coding region runs from base 135 to 4598 and encodes 1487 amino acids. Gene Ontology annotation, cellular component: nucleus. The transcript has 24 exons. Gene Ontology annotation, molecular function: histone H3K79 methyltransferase activity. The record is from RefSeq and is a predicted model, not a curated record. Gene Ontology annotation, biological process: regulation of transcription regulatory region DNA binding; DNA repair; DNA damage checkpoint signaling.
UUCCUCGAGAGGGACGACGCUGAAUGUGGGUCACAGGGUGAAGGGGAGGAAAUCACAUGGAAAUGGUCAAAUAUUUCAUCACCGCUCGGGUAUUUGACCAUUAGAUGGAUAGCAAAAGCAAGUCAGAAUAAAGAAUGACCCAGGAAUUGAAGCUGCAUAGUCCGGCUGGGGCUGAGCCAGCGGUCUAUCAGUGGCCCAUCCCUGGAUCGGACGGACGAGACGGAGCACAUGAGAUUAUUGAUACGAUAAGAUGGGUGUGCGAGGACUUUCCAGAGCUGAAGCAGUCGAUGGAUCCCAAAUUGAUUCAGGGGACCGACUCCAAGAGCUACGAAAGUUUGAAGCGUUUGUGCGACAUAUACAACAACAACCUAGACGAUGCGCUUCAGCUGUGGAAAGGAACAGCCCACACAUACCAGUUAAACAAGCGUCCCUCCACCACCUUGCUGAAACACAUUCUCCAGCAGUGCUACAACCAUGCUGUCACAGACCCCGAGAAGCUCAACCAGUAUGAACCAUUCUCACCUGAGGUCUAUGGUGAAACAUCCUUUGAACUUGUGGACCAAAUGAUUCGUUCCAUCAAUUUCACAGAAGAGGACAGCUUCAUAGACCUUGGCAGUGGUGUGGGACAAGUGGUGCUGCAGGUGGCGUCAGCUACCCCCUGCAAGAUGUGUUAUGGCAUGGAGAAGGCGGAGUGGCCAGCCUUUUAUCAAGGGGCUAUGGAUAGAGAGUUCCGGAAGUGGACAAGAUGGUAUGGGAAGAAAUACAGUGACUAUAAGUUGGAAAAGGGAGAUUUUCUAUGUGAGGAGAUGAAAGAUAGACUAAAUAAUGCAACUGUGAUAUUUGUUAACAACUUUGCCUUUGGACCUCAGGUAGAUCAUCAGCUGAAACUCAGAUUUUCCAACAUGAAAGAAGGUGCUAAAAUUGUGUCAUCCAAAGCAUUCUGUCCGCUCAACUUCAGAAUCACAGACAGAAAUCUCAGUGAUAUAGCCUCAAUUAUGCAUGUUACUGUGCUGUCCCCAUUACGAGGUGCAGUGUCUUGGACAGGCAAACCAGUCACCUACUAUCUACAUACUCUAGAUAGAAGUCUGUUAGAGAAAUAUUUCCUCAGGUUGAAAAAUCCCAAAAUGAAGGAAAAUGCAGAAAUCAGAAAGGAUAGACGUGGAAGACCUAUUACCUUUAAAGAUAAAGUCAAUCUAGUUGAAAAUGAGGAUCAGAAGAACAAAAAGCGACGUCGAGAACAUGAUGAUCAUAACUAUCAAGCUGCUAAGAUCAUCGACUUUGACUCUGCCAGCAACACCAGCAAUGCCACCACCGACGAUAGUAGCCUGUAUGGUCCUACAACACGCCGCCGGGGCUGGGCUGAGUGGGUGGCUGCUAGACCCAAAUCCCCAACAUCCAGUAUUGAACAGGAUAAUGAUGAGCUGAACAUGGAGCUAAGAGAAGAGGUGGAUAAGGAGAAGAGGAAGAAGCAGGUGAAGCACCUGAAGAAUGGAGUUCUGCAGAAGAAGAAGAGACGAGACAGGAAAGCUCGAAGGAAAAUAGUUAGCCCCACAACUAAAGCAUCUAAACUUCGCAACAAAAAUAAAGCUUUGGCUCUGGAUGGACUCAGCCUCUUGCAUACACACACUCUACUGUCAACAUCGGGAAAAGGUACGGACGAUGUGACCUACAAUGACCGCAGCAUGACAGAUCAUUCCAGCUCUGUGUUCAAGCUUACUACACAGAACCAGACGGUUUCAUCUCUAGAAACACCACCUGCUCUGCAGCAGUUACUAGAAAUCUUCCGCCAGCAAUAUAUGGCAUACUUGGCGUAUAUGCAGAGUCCCCAGUAUAAGCAGCAUGUUCAGAUGGAGAUUGACAAAGAAAAUUUACGGAAGCAGGAUCUGCAGAACAAGAUGUUCCAGCUUGAGAAGCAAAUUACCAACCUGCAGAAGGACAGUGUGGGUGUGCUCAAGGCCAGGCUGAAUGAGCUGGGAAUUGAUGCAAGCAACCCUGACGACUUCCUGUCGCAGGCGAAGACAAUCGUCCAUGAGCACAAAGAGCUGGAGAAGCAGGCUAGUACAUUGUCCACACAGAUCAGAAACCUCGAGACAGAGCAACAGAAGUUGAUGAAUGCACAGACACUAGCCGAAAAGAAUGGUAUUGGUCAUGACAAUACAAGAAAGAAUGGUUUCCUCCAACCUGUGUACACGCAGGACUAUUUGUGGAAGGAAGUUACAGCAUUCUAUUCCCGCAAGAGACAGCUGGUCAGUCAAGUGAUGAAGUUGGAGGAAGAGGUGAAGAAGUUGGAGGCGAUGAAUGCCUUUGCUGACAACAAGUCCUUCCUCCCAGAUACUCCAGCACCAACACCUAAAGCUCUGUCUCCGAAACACUGCAGCAAGAGGAAGUCUUCAGCUUCCAGCAGCCCUGCACAAGUGACCUGCAAGACUGAGGCCCAGCCUCACGAGCUUGUCAGUGGGGAUGUCAACAGCAUGAUUUCCAAACUGAAGAAUGAUGUGACGUCUGCCCUUAUUGGAAAUCUCGGAAGAAAUGGAAUCGUUGGAGAUGUGAGAAGUGGUGAUGAAAGUUGUGAACGUUCAUUUAAGCACCCAGAUUUGUCUAUUAAAGGGUUGCUGGAGUGUACCAAACCUGUUAAGAUGGAUGGGAAAGGGGAUGCUGGAAUAGUCAGUUCAAAUGUUGAACAUUCAUACGCCUCAUCAGAUGUGGUCAAGAGUUUGAAACUUAGUAAGCCCACAUUGUUAAAUGGUGUCCGGGCACCCAAUGUGAUAACUGUGUCAUCAGUACAUGUACCAAACAAACCAUUAGUAAAUUCGCCUACAUCUCCUGCCACUACUGUAAAGAACAUUCCCAAUAGCAAACAAACUGAUCUCAAAACCAUGACGGACGAAAACAAACUUCGUUUGUCUUUAGCAAAUGACUUGAUUAACUUCCGUGAAAGUUUUGACGGACGAGCAAAUGGAGCCAAUACGAACAAGCUGUCAGAAGUGACUUACUCCCCAAUAAGCCGGCCUAGCAGUCGUAGUAGCACAGAAUCCACUCCUUCUGGAAUGGAAGUGACUGCUAGCCCAGAUAUUCUGUUGCCUGGAGGGACAGCGCCUAGAGUCAUGAAAACCACAGUGGCUGCACAACCUCUGAAAAUGGCUCCAUCUCAGACCAUGACCACAUCUGUGCGCUCCCACAGUGUCACGACUCAAUCGGCGUAUCAUUCCGCGGGAGCUACUGUCAGUAUCUUGUCUCCAGGGACAUACCUCUCCUCAUUGCCAAAUCAAAAACAUGUUAACAAGAUCUCAAAGGCUGUGACUACACCUGUGAAGACAUCGAAGCAAGUGACUGCGGUGUCCAACCCACAACACCCCAUCCAACAAUUACCUCCCAAACCCAAAGAUUCUCCCAGAGUGAUCCCUCAUGUUGCACAAGCAGUGCGCCCAGCACCUCUGCCUGUACAGACUCAGAUGGUUCAAGAUAGACCAGGAAUGUUGCAGAACGUCCAGGCAGCAACAGUUCAAGGGAGUCCAAUACAAACUAACAGUUCCGCUACAUGUGCCAAUAUACAUGUUGUUAACAACAAUAGCUUCAGUGGAGGAGGUGUGAUGAUGAUGAAUACUCCACCACCAACUUCCAGUGUAAACAUUGGGCCUCCCUCAGGAUUAACUGGUUCACCAUUCAACAACUACUCAUUCCCUCCCCGUAAAGACGUUGUGCCCCCAGCCCCACCCACUCUGCCAUCUGGUCCCAAACCGUCUGACCCUGUUCCACUCCCUGGUAUGCAGCUACAACAUCUACCGCAAGGGUUCCAGAACAGCAGUUAUAAUGAAAUGCCCCAAAUGCCCAAUUUGAAUCAGCCCCCUCCAAACAGAUCGUCAUUCAACAAUAAUGUCAACCCUGGAACACCUAUUAACCAGCCUCGACAAACAGCACCAUUUCCAACAUUACCUGAUUUGAGUCGUCCACCACCCAACGCAAUGUUCCAAAGGUCUCUUCUUUGUAAUAACAAUUCACCCAUCUCCAAUUCCAUGCCUGUGGGACCACAUCAGAAUACUAAUGCCCCUCCUCCACGUCCACCAAUGCCUAGUUCUGGAAUCGGUGUUUCACAGAGACCAAAUUCGGUGGGUCCAGCGUUUAAUGUCAAUUCACGUCCAUGCGUACAAGGUCCUUCCAUGAACUCUCCCUUACGUCACCAAGGGGACAUGUCACGUUCCCAAUUCCCUGACAUGCAGCGGUCAAUGCCACCUGGGUGUGGAAACCCACAAGAGUUUGUACCCCCACAGCUGAACUACCCACCUCCUCCAUUAUCCGCCCCUCCCCAGAGAAUGAACCAAGCUCCCUCACUACCCAACCCAACCAAUCCAGGAUCACGUAUGCCCCCUUCUAUGUCCACCCAACCCAAUGGGGCCGCCCGUAUCCCUGCUUACACAUCCAACAACAUACCUAUAGGCCCUCGUAGUGACUUCUCGGCCAGCAGGAUGUCCUUCCCUCCAAUGAAUGCACCACCGUUAAACUUUUCCAUGAACCAGAGUGGACUACGGCCACAGUAUGGCCAACAGAUGCCACCACUGAGUAACUCUGGUUGGCAACAGUAUCCGAUGGGAGGCAGGUGAUACAGUGCCGUAUCGUCGAGACUUUGCUGAUCCACCUGCUGCUUCUCAAGUCUAGGCUGUGCUCGUGUAUAUGUGCAUUUUCAUCCAACCUGCUCGUGGGUGGGCAUCAUAUUGUAACAUAUUGAAGAGAACUCUUAAUUUAUGGACUGCGUGUCACAUGACUAUAAUCUGUUGUUGUUAUCAGAAGAGUUUCUGUGAAUGUGAUGUGUGUCAUUGUUUGUUGAGAACGGUAACGACAAAAAAUCCCAUUUUCCCCUCAGGUGUUACAUGGAUCUUCUUACUUCCGGAGAACAAGCAGCAGUAGCAGAAAUACUACUCAACAAGAACACAAACAAUACAAAUGGCUCAUUGUGCCAUCAAACCAAGCACAAUGUUGUAUAAUAGAUUGUUAUACUUGCAUCCUUUAUUCAGAUCCUUGACUGAUGAAUGGCAAAGUUUGGAAAUGACUGUUAACUCUUAUAUUUUCAAAAUCACGUGGGCACUAAACAAUUAUUGCAUUAAUGAACUGUGAUCAGAUAUAGGGCCAUUACAGGAGUUGACAAUGUGUGAAGAUCAUUGUUACAAAUUGCUCAGAAUGAAUUCACAGCUUUAUGACAACUUAAGCCUCAAGGCAUUGUCCCAACAGCUUGUGUGAAUGAGAUAGGUUUUGAUGGAACAACAGCAGUAACAGUUAAAUACUGAGAAUCGAGUACCGGUAAUACUGCACAAUUCCAGGGAUCACCAAAGGCAGCAACUAUUUGGUUACUAUAUUGCAGACAUCAACCCUUGGCAGCUAGCAGGGGGGAACUUGAUUACACAGACUUUGGUCAUGUUCGUCUGUGAUGAAGCGUGUUGUUACCAUCACCAUUACUGUUGUCAAGUGUUCACAAGAAACUUUGAAGCUUUGAGAGGUGUGGGUUUUUUUCAAAUGCUGUGUAUAGGGACUUCCACCUCUGACAAUAUGUCUGGCCUUCUGUAUGAUCUGUCCUCACAUGUCUGACCUUUAAGAGGUGAUGAUGAAAUUACAUUUUUCACUUUUUAUGUAGCUCUUUCAUAAGGCUACUGCACAUCACAAUGUAUAUGAUUGUAUGAUACUAGGUCAAAAUAUUAAAUUGAUUCUAAAAAUUGUCUCACUUUGAAGGAAAUUAUGUAUGACUUGCUGACAAAAUCUCAGGUGGUUGAAAAGUUUUUUUGAGAACACUUGUACUUUGAUGCCCAAGCUAUAUGGAUGUUUGUCCCUACCUUUGCAGAAAUGCUGUUUGAAUGCAUACACUUCUUCGAGUAUCUGAAACUAAUUCAGAUGUAAGAUCGGAACCAUGUCUGGCCCAAUACAGUACAUUCCUGAUCCCCCAAAAGUAAUGUUUGCUGUUGAUUCAUAUAUACGCAGACAGUUUGGGUAAUGUUUAUCAUAUCUUGAGGUUUUCGCCAAUUCUUCUCACUGUUCUUAAUUUACAACUGAAAGCAUGUGCUCAGUUUUACAGUGUAUUUGUGGUGCUAUGGUACCACAGUUAAUUCAUAUAAAUGCUUAUAGUUCUCACAUUUUUUUGUCAUUUAUUAAAUCUUUGAAAACAGAAGUAUAGGAGUGUAGUUUUAUUGGGUCAGACAUGUUUAUUUCCUCUUUAAAUCAUGAUUUAUAAUUUAUAUAACAUUUUUACACUUCUCAUUGCCUCCAUAAAUUGUCCUUAACAAAAUCUGAUUAAGCAAACACAUUACCCUUGCAAUAAGCUUGUAUGGUGUAUAUUGUUAGGGUAUUGUGAAGAGCUUUGUAAACGAUCUUCCUAUUCACUGACCAAUAUGAUUGGCAGCAAUAUCAAGAUGCAAGAGUACCUUCAACCAACUUUCGUUGUGUCUAAGUGUAUUAAGAUAAUACAAUAUGUACAUUAUGAAUGUUAGUUUUAUUAUUUAAAACCUCGGGUUCUAUUGUACACGUAUUGAAAAUGUCUGCUAUUGUGUAUUAAAACCUACAGCCCUCUGAGAGUUGACAGGGCAUGGGGUAUAUAAUAUGUGUGGUGGUUGGUGAACAUGAUUUGGGCUUAUUUGUAUUUGAAAAGUUUUAUGCGCACAACUCAAAAUAAAUUAAAAGAGCACAUCAAUCAGAAGGCUGUGUUUUGCAAUACUGAACAGCCAUGACUACUUAGCUAUGGUGAAGCUAAAUUUGCUGUUCUAUGACUUCUUUUGAGUGAUCCAUAAUCAUGAGAAAGAGGGCCUAAAAUACAAGUAAUUUUGUUUUAAGAAUGGUAAAAGGGAAAUUAAGUUUCCUACAUCAAGACACUCAGAUAUAAAUGUUUGCUGCUUGAUAUGUGAUCAUUGCUAGAGGAAACAGUUAAAAUCAAUACCAUAGAUUUUGAGUAAAAUGGGUAUAGUUGUGAAAGUGUAGGUGAUGAUUUUCCUACUUGUACGAUGGAACCUCCGGGAGUAUGUUACUAUGUUAUGUGAAGCGUGCUAACAAUACUCGAUUGUUGUAUCUACCUCCAUGUUUUAUUCCCAAUCCUGCAUGUACCAUGUCUGUACAUAUUGAUAAUAAUUUAAUCAAUUUGUUUUAUUCCCAAAAGUAUUUGAAAGUGUGUACACUCAAUACAACAUGUCCCAAGAAAUGAAACAGUGGUAAACAAUGAAAUUUUAGAACUGAACACCAGUAGAUGAAAUUUUGUGGAAACAAGAAUGGCUACAGGAGACAUCUUUUUACAAUGCUCAGAUGGUGGGUGUUAGGGGCGUGAAGACAAUGAAUGCUGGGACUUGUCCAUCUUUUCCACAUUCCGUAUCACGAUAAAAUAUUUCAGGAUUUGAUUUCCCUACAUAGUUCAAAUGGUUUAUCUUUUCACUGAUUUGGGCCUAGAUAAAAAGUGUUUUGUAUCUCAUAUCUGCAUAUUUCAUUAACCUUUUUAGAUGUCAGAUUUUUCUUUUGAUAUGUGGGUAGAGGGUAGGUAGCUCAAACUUUAAUGCAAAUAGCCAUGUAAAAGUGAGCUUACUUUGUGGGUCCUGCUAAUCAGAAAUAUACAAGACGAGGCCUCAUCAUGCUGUUGUGCUCCAAUGAGUAAUUGUAGCUGUGAAUAGCUGCAAUACUGCUAAUGCUGAUUAAAGCAAUACUUUUUUCAAAUAUUUGGAAAUAGUCUUUUAGGAUGUGGAUAAGGUAAAAUCGGGACUUAGAUUGGAAUUGUGCCAGUGCUAAGUAGUAUUUAUAGGUUCAUUCAACAGGUAAACAUUUUGAGUCAUUUUGAUUUGCACACUGUUUUUGCAAUAAGCCACUAUGACCUGAUCUGUGUGAGAUCCAGCAUAUUUUCGACUGGGGUAUACCAUCACCUACCUCAACAACAUCUUGAAGUCGACCAUAUGGCGACUGUUUUCUAACCAAUAAGCUUAUCCUGCACAAUCACAAUUUACAGAUGUUGUUACGGUUUAGUUAAGUCAUGAAUGAUUGUGAUGAAUCUAAGGUUAUUGGCAUAUUCAGAUUUCAAAUUUACCAUGAACCAAACUACGCGCAUCCUGAUUUUGGAAGUCUGAAUGUGCAUUGGUAUAGGUCAUCCUGAUGUAACCAGAAGACUGUUUUACACCGAUCUCCAUCUAUGCAUUGUUUACAUAUCCCACAAUCCCCUGCUGCUGUGCUGCAGGGUGAAGGUCAUUUGUUACCACUAUAUGUUGAUGAACCAUUCCAGGCUCAACCACUGCCAUGUGUAAACAGAGAUGGAGUCAUAGAAACUGAUAUUUGUCGACUUUUAUUAUUGUUAUUCCGUUUUCUUUUUUAUUUCUAUGGAAUAUUUUAUUAUGAAGCAUCAUCUAUCUGAAGAUCAUUUGUACAUUCAGGGAAUAAGGUUAGUAAGACUGUCGCUACGGUAACUAUCUUCUGAAGCCAGCAUACUUUGAAACUGAUAUGUUUUCCAUUCAUUUAUUCAAAUAUAUGUAGCUCAUUGGUAGUCUUGUUAUAUAGAAAUUAUUGCACCGAUUCUGUAGUGUAUGUUACUCCUGGAGACAGUUACUCAUAUGAGGCGAUGUUACUGAAUCGAUGUUAAUAUUGUAUUUGAUUAGAACUUUCUAUACAAGUAUUGAUAAGGUAUUGGUUAUCAUCUCAAAAUGAGCUCCUCCCACUAUAGGCUUAGCAUGUUGUGCUACUCUCCAAUAUAAACAGAUAAGUCAUUCUAACCGUGUGAGUAUGAAAGGAAAUAGGAUGUUGAAUAUGUUUUCCUUAGCAGUUCAUUUGUUGUGGAGUGGUUGAUUCAUGUGUGCAAUAUUUUAUUAUUGUCUAUAACCUGUUAUACACCCACCCAAGGAUCAUCAUCCCAGGUGACAUGUUUCCACACAUCCUACAUGUUCCAGUCUUGGGGAAGUUCCCUAAAUGUCAUUUUCCAUAGGGUCCCGAGUUAAUCUUGAGAACAAUUUUUGUUAUUUUCUUUGUGAACAUAGUGAUUAACCGUGUGUUUGAUAAACCAUCAUGUUCUAUGUUUUAACACUUCAGAUAUUAGCAUUAUUUCAUCAUGCCUAUAUUCUCCCAUCUUGUAAUAACACCAUGGCCUCCUUUCACAAAGCACUAAGGUGAUCGUAAGUCACUAAGGUAACCUUAGUGCAAUGUUAAAGAAUGGGAGUUAAGGUUAACCUCAGUAAAGAUUGCUUCGUGAAAGGAGACCCAUGUCAUAUUCAGAUCAUUAGUGUGAUAGCUCACAAUCCAAGGAUACAUGUUACAGUGUUUGUCGCCAUUCUGUUCAGAACACUCAGUUCAGAUCUAUUCAUCUGAAGGCCAAGUUUGUAGUUUAGUUUAUUCAUCUGAAGGCUAAGUUUGAAUGUUCAGAUUGAUGAUUAAAGUUGACAGGCUACUCUUUGAUUAUCUAGUGUAUUAGAUCUCCAUUCUGUUAUGACAUACAUCACGGUAAACUGGGGAUAUGAUACUUGAUACUGGAGGGUGGAGCUUGUCGAGAUGGAUGUUUCUUGGCACUGAUGUGAAUGGUAUUCUUGCUGAAACUGAUUUAUUAUAACCCUUCUGGAAAACUAUAAUUAGGGAACUCCCCUAUGGCUGUCCACCGUACAUUGUCUGUUCAUCAUAUUCACUCAACUUGCAGAGAUGUUAUUUUUCUAGGAAUGCAAUUAUAUCUUUCUAACACGUGCUAAUGCUUUCACAUCUGCACAUUUUGUAUUGUGUAAUGAAAUGUUUGCAUACAUGAAAUCAUGGCCUGUUGUCAAACCGAUGUAAUGGUUAGGCAUUACAUGACUGUGGAAUGUCAUUGUCCUGAAAGAUAGCGCUCAUCCACAGUGACAGCAACGACCACAACAAAUUUAGAUAUUGCUUAUAAUUAAUUUCUCUCUUGAAUUGCUUGAACCAAUUGUUAUUUUAUCCACAUAAUAACUUAAUUUUAUCUCCACUUUUGACCAUCAUUGUCUUGUAACAGUUCCUUCUUAUAUUCUUGACAGAAAGUUUCUCAUAUAUGAAUGUCAUGUUCAUACAUUUCUUCAUUUAUUGCAGUCAUUGUUCACGUCAUCUAAAAUGUGCUGAAAAUGUUGCCAUAUAAGCUUGUAGGUGAUGUGCCUAAUUUAUUGGGAUACUGUACAUUUCGUGUAAACUGUUGGUUGUAUUUUGGUUGUUUAAUAUUUUUGCUAAAGUUUAUGAGUAUACAUGUAUAUAUGAGUAUGUUUCAGUAACCUUCAUGGUAAGCAUCGGUAGCAUAGUUAAAUGUAUAUGUUUUAGUCAAAGUUACAGGCUUCAUAAGGAGAAAGGCUGUUAACACCGCUACUUUGUGGUACAUUGGGAAAUGAAUUAUUUAUAUGAAUUGUCCUACAGAAUCUCUUCUGUAACUUGCAUGUUUGUAAAUUUAAACUUUUAUUUGAAAAAAAAAUCUUGAAAAUUUAAUGUUGUACAGUAAAAGCAUGAGACUAUGGAACAGGAACCCAAAGAUUUGUUAAAGUUUGAGAUUGAUUGAAGACUAGUUUGUUGAUAUCGUAAUGUGUUGGUAUACAAAGAUUUAGUAUUUUGGCUUGAAAAACAGAAUUACAUGUACAUAAUUAUUUCAGUUGUAGUUUUGUGGUUUGUAAAGAUGGAUUGGUGUGUUAAUGCUUGUCAACUCUGAUUAAAACCAUACUGCUA